Messenger RNA from Limanda limanda (common dab), 1368 nucleotides. Its product is annotated as rhotekin-like. Gene Ontology annotation, biological process: mitotic cytokinesis; septin ring organization; actomyosin contractile ring assembly. The record is from RefSeq and is a predicted model, not a curated record. Gene Ontology annotation, cellular component: actomyosin contractile ring. Bases 1 to 1368 code for a protein of 455 amino acids. NCBI's taxonomy places the organism in Eukaryota, Metazoa, Chordata, Actinopteri, Pleuronectiformes, Pleuronectidae. The transcript is spliced from 13 exons.
AUGAACGAAAACACUAAGGACAAAGAGUUGCUAAGGCACAUUGAGAGGGAGGUGCGGAUGCGGGAGGGCGCCAGUAAGCUGCUGGCCGCCUGUUCCCGAAGAGAGCAGGCCCUGGAGGCCUCAAAGAGCCUGCUGGCCUGCAACGCCCGCAUCCUGGCCCUGCUCAGCCAACUGCAGAAGAUGAGGAAAGCUCAAAUCCUACGGGGAGUAGGACGCAGGUCCUCUGAAGACACAGUGCCAUGUACUGGAAAAGUAGCCCUUUCAGACCUUCGGGUCCCGCUCAUGUGGAAAGACUCAGAGUACUUCAAAAACAAAGGAGAGCUGCAUCGCUGUGCCGUGUUCUGCCUGCUUCAGUGUGGCACAGAGAUCUAUGACACGGGCCUGGUGAUGGUGGACAGGACCUUAACUGACAUCUGUUUCGAAGACACAAUCGUAUUCACUGAGGUGGAUCCAGGCUUCCAUAUUCGCGUUGAGCUCUACAGCAGUUGUGUGGUGGAGGAUUUCUCCCCCGGGGCUCUAGGACCCAGGAGAGUGACCCGUCUGGGGGGCUCUCUGGGAUGCUCCUCUGGGAAAAAGAUCCGUGCUGCGUUUGAGUCUGCAGCUGUUUGUGGGUCUGCUUCCAGUGGAGGAGACGUAAGCCAGGGGUACUCGUCGCCGCCUUUAUCCACUCAUCUGUCUAAACUGGGCCCAAAGUACAACCUGUUGGCUCACACAACACUGAGAAUCGAACAUGUGCAGGAGGGUUUCAAGACCCAUGAUUUGUCCUUAGCAGCAGCUGAGGACAGUCCAUACUGGUUACCUCUCUAUGGAAAUAUGUGCUGCCGCUUGGUUGCUCAGCCUCUGUGCAUGAUUCAACCAGUCAUAAGUGGUCAACUCGAUGUUAAGCUUGGAGAGGACCUUGAUUGCUGGGAAAACCUCUAUGGGGUCCUCAGGGGACAAAGACUCCUCUGCUAUCAGAGUGGAGAAGAGCUGGAGUCCGAGGAGAAGCCAUUACUUGUGAUCCCCAUCAGAAAGGAUACGCUUGUCUGUGCGUUGGAGAGAGAUGCUGUUCAUACCCAGAGAAUACACAUGACUACACAGUGUCAAGGAGAUGAGGUAUCCUACACACUGACCAUGCACAUACCUGAAGACACGCAGCGCUGGAGCAAGGCCCUGUGGCAACACAUCUACAACAUAAGCCAGUGGAAGCAGUGUUGUCAUCACCUCAUGAAGAUUGAAAUGCCGAGCCCCAGGAAAUCCAUCGCAGUGAGGCAGGGAUCGCUAUACCAUGAAAUAGUGACACCCUCGUCUCCCGGAGACGGUCUUGUGGCUCCGGAUUUAUCUUUAGAGAUCCGCACUUUGCUCUCUUCCUACUACAAGGAAAGCUGA